UUAAACUUUGUCAUCAAUUGCAGACGGAGCUUUGACAGAAUCAGUGAGAGGAGCCACAGACUCACAAGUGAGCAACCUCUGGGCAGCAGAAACUGGAGCCAUGGCUCUUACUGUUAGUGAGAUUGUAUGCAAUGCAGGACUUGGCAGCAUGGAGCUUUUGGAUCUGCUCUUUGAUCAUCAGCAUGGGAUUCUAAGGAACGAGGGCUUUCAAGACCCUGCACCCACCGGUCCAGGAGAAUGGCCCAUUGCAGAGCAGAAUCUGCUGACUGAACAGGACAGCAACGAGCUCCUUAACACCCUACUGUGCCCCGGAGAGUCUGUCUCCGGCUCCCCCUUGUGGUCUCCUGCCACCAGUGACAGUGGCAUCUCCGAAGAGCCAAGCUCAGAUCAGCCAGACAGCCCACAGCAAAGCCAGGGACCCGACAGCCCCUACCUCUACCAUCCUCCGUCCUACGUCAAGUCUACCUUUUCUCACACUGCCUCCAUGAAUCCGGAACAAGUGAUGGAGCCUCAGGACCUGGAUGUGUCCAUCGAUUUGGAUGGCUGGGAAUCAGGAUUUUACCAAGAAAAAGCUCAGGACGUGUAUCAACAGCCUGGAUCUGGAAUGUUCCCCCUGACGGUGAAGGAUCUGUUGCUCAAUAGCAUCUCAGACUUGCAGCCUGUGCAGCAAACCCAGCAGCCAUGUCAAGAGUUGGUCCUUAAUGAAGAUGAAAAGAAGCUUUUGGCUAAAGAAGGCAUCUCUCUGCCGAGCCAGCUGCCACUGACCAAGUACGAAGAACGCAUUCUGAAGAAGAUUCGUCGGAAGAUACGGAAUAAACAGUCCGCCCAGGAGAGCCGAAAAAAGAAAAAGGAGUACAUCGACGGGCUGGAGAGCAGAAUGGCAGCUUGCAAUGCCCAAAACCAAGAACUGCAGAGGAAGGUGUUUCAGCUGGAGAAGCACAACAUGUCUCUGGUGGAGCAGCUCAGGAAGCUGCAGGCACUCGUCAUGAACGGCUCCAAGGCGGCGCAGACUGGCACAUGCAUCAUGGUCCUGGUCCUGUCCUUCUCCCUCAUCUUCCCCAGCCUGCACACCUUCUCAGAGGGCAAAGUGGCUUAUGAAGACACAGACUUCCUGCCCGUCCGAGUGCAGUCCCGCUCACUCCAUGAUGUUGCCUUCUCCCGCUUUGCUGUGGUGCAUGAGAAGCAGCCUGCUGCCGCCGCCGCCGCCACCCCAGAUGCCUUCACUGCCCUCCCUGAGUAUUCUGGAGAAGAAGGUGCCAAGUCCGUGAAGGUGACGUCCCUCCUCAACGAGCUCCUAUCGAGCCGACGACUGGGAGGGCGAGAGUCCAACCCUGCUCAGAACCUCAGCCAUGAUGACCUCAACCUGGAGGCUGCCCACCACCUCCAACCUGACCCCAUCUCAGGCGGCGGAGUGACAGUCCUGACGUGGCCUGAGAGCCACGGGGCAGACCAGCUUCACCCGCUUCACGCAGAUGAGAUGUGAGAGCAGAGCGGGGAUGGACUUGGGAAGACCUGAGGACCCCGAUGAUCCUGGACCUCAACGGAGAGACUGGCCUUGUGGGGUCAGUCCAGUAGGUCUGUAAAUGUGGACAAGGCUGACCACGAAGACCACAGUGCAGAAUGAGCCCUCGUGAAAAGUGUAACAAAAAUUAGUGAGAGCCGCCCUGCCAUCAUGGACUACAGAGACACUCAGCACCGGGCACAGCUGGCAGCGCUUUUAGUUUACCAAUCGUGUGUAGAGUUGUGACAAACCUAGAAACGCCAGCAGACGCGCACUUCCAUGUACCAAUCUGUGUUGUAUCCUCAAGAUACGCAUCAAGGGUAAUAUUUAAAUUGAAUAAACGGUGAAAGAUGAAAGGGACGAGUCCGAUCU
This is a messenger RNA of Polypterus senegalus (gray bichir), 1873 nucleotides long. RefSeq names its product cyclic AMP-responsive element-binding protein 3-like protein 3-A. Gene Ontology annotation, cellular component: nucleus. Lineage: Eukaryota; Metazoa; Chordata; Cladistia; Polypteriformes; Polypteridae. The record is from RefSeq and is a predicted model, not a curated record. Gene Ontology annotation, molecular function: DNA-binding transcription factor activity, RNA polymerase II-specific; RNA polymerase II cis-regulatory region sequence-specific DNA binding. Gene Ontology annotation, biological process: regulation of transcription by RNA polymerase II. The transcript has 10 exons. Bases 101 to 1483 code for a protein of 460 amino acids.